UUCCUUUCCUUCUUACUUCCAUGACCGUACUGUGAUUCCUUCAUUCCUCCUUCAUCUCUCUCGCAUACCCUCUCUGUUCCAGCAAUGUCUUCCGUAGCGUCCUGCUCUACCAAACUCUUGGCUGCCCCCAUACCUGAGCGCGUCGUACGCUUCGACAAUGAAUGCGUUCUCAUCCCAGAAAGUCGUUCCAAGCGACCUAUGGUGUCGAUGGUGACCAGGUCAUACGCUAUACCCCUUUGGAAGCGGAAAUCACCGAGUCCUAGCCCCCUAGAUGAGAAGGAGAGGCAUACAGAGAUGAUUGAAGACAGUGACCCUCCCUCUCCAGCUGCGGAGGGAAAGGAGCACGUCGUUCUCAAGGUUUCUGUCCCUCGACACGUCCAAGCCGCGGACGAUCACACACAUGCGGAACCUCUUACCCCAUGUCUCGUGCAUCGUUCGGCAGAUCAGCCUUCGCCUCCAUCUUUCCCUGUACCCCGCUCACGAACCCUUAGGCGAACCCCUUCUCUACCCAUUCCACCAGCGAAACAUAUCACCACCGGUGACAACUGGGAGACCAAGUUCUCUACCGGUGCACGGAGACGGCGAAGCACGAGUCUUGACGGUAUCACAGCCCCAUUCACCCUUGCCGACGUCGAAGAAGCUUUGUUUCGCGUUAACGUAACCGUCGACGAGGUGGACACGCUGAAGCAGAGGCGCUCGCAGGAGAUUGCUCCCGAGCCUGUUCCUAAGCCCUGUGUCGAGGUUGAAGACGAGGACCAGCUCUUUCCUCUCCCUCUACCGCGUCGUUCACCUGGUGGUUCCCCCAUUCCGAGUCCGAAAGCUCCGCCGACGUGUUUAAACUUGACAGCGAAGAAUGGUUCCGAGGAGAGUAUGAUUGGGAAGAGCAUCUCGAGAAGAAAUCGUUGCGAGAAGACCUUGUUGAUGCCCGAGACCGGCUCACAGGCCAUCCUACAUACUCGCGAGAGGCCGUCUCCAUCGUCUUCGCCAUCUUCUUUACCUUCUCCCUCGAAGCAUCGACGGCUAAUGUCAGAUACCGUGAUGUUCAGCGCACCGCCUCGGUCACCACCUCGCUUAGCAUCGCGACCUUCGCCUCCGUGUUCCCCAUUGAGACCGACACCCAAGCGCAGUUGGUCUGCGGUGUUUAAAGGUGUUGUGGCAACAUCUUGACAUUCGCAGCUACUGUUCCUUUUCCCCCCUUUCCUUUACGAUACCCAUUUCUAUUGUACCUAGUUGUCACGUAAUUUUUUUGCUGUCCGUUCGCUGUCUAUCUAUCAUUUUUUCGUUUUCUUUUUUGUUCUGGACAUACAUACAUACAUACAUCUGUAGACUAGCGUAGCAUCGAACAUUGAUAUCCACAAUAACAUAGCAAUACUCUCUUGAACAUCAGCUUAUAUUUUAUCCAG
Desarmillaria tabescens is the source of this 1403-nucleotide messenger RNA. RefSeq lists its product as uncharacterized. The record is from RefSeq and is a predicted model, not a curated record. The transcript is spliced from 4 exons. Lineage: Eukaryota; Fungi; Basidiomycota; Agaricomycetes; Agaricales; Physalacriaceae. Bases 85 to 1167 code for a protein of 360 amino acids.